This is a messenger RNA of Sycon ciliatum, 2317 nucleotides long. Its product is annotated as serine/threonine-protein phosphatase 2A regulatory subunit B'' subunit gamma-like. NCBI's taxonomy places the organism in Eukaryota, Metazoa, Porifera, Calcarea, Leucosolenida, Sycettidae. The transcript is spliced from 19 exons. Gene Ontology annotation, biological process: positive regulation of B cell differentiation; cortical cytoskeleton organization; T cell homeostasis. Gene Ontology annotation, cellular component: spindle; centrosome. The record is from RefSeq and is a predicted model, not a curated record. Bases 521 to 2047 code for a protein of 508 amino acids.
UUGCCUACGCAACUACAUGCAAAGACUAGGAUGAUGAGAACUGAGGCGAGUUUCAACCAGCUAAAAUUGUUCGCUGCAAUGUCAAUCAAAACAAUACGAUUCAACCAAUGGCCCAGUGCGGAGCCUGGGACUGGAGAGUUUUUUUUGCAGACGUUCAACGCCGCAAGCAGUGCCAGUGUGGUCGUUGUGAAGUAAGGCAACAGCAGCUUGUGCAUUGCUGGGGACAAAACUGUGACUCCAAACUUUCAAGAGCCACUCUCUCCAUGUCAUUUCUCUCCAACAACCCGCUGCUGCUCCGGGGUCUCUGACGGCAGCGCAUCUACUUGUAGGCGUACGUGAGCGCACUGUAGCAAUGUAGCCGGCUGCAGGACUGAACAACGUAUUACCUGCGUGUGGUGCUGAUCUCAGCUCGCGAGCGAGGAUCUCUCCAUCAGGUACCAAUUAUUGGCCUACAAUAGUGGCUAGUAGCUAAUACCACGCGGGCUACAAUCAGCUUGUGCCACACACACACACACAGAAUAUGGCAACGAUGUCCUGGGAGCAAAGGCUGCAGCAAUUCGUCGAAGCUAAGGGUACCAGUACCAGUGAUGGUGAUGAUGCUGGUGGUGAUGGUGCCGGGCUACCGGCUGCAGUGUCGGCCGCAUCGGAGGCGGACGUGGAGCAGAUGACGGCGCAGUGCAUUGCCGACUGGCACACGCCGACUGCUGCCGCCGCUGCAGCAUCCAUUUACCAGCACAUACCUCGAUUCUACAGAAAGUGUCCGGAUGAGAACGAUGCAGUCCGUAUGAGAGUGAGAGAGGAAGCACGAGCACGUCAUGUGCAGCGUCUUAGCAAGGAGAUGUUGACGAACAGCGACCUUGAUGUUGUCUGGGCUCUUCUACAGACGCAAUACUCCAGUCAGGAGAAUGAAGAGAAGAUGAUCAAUUUUGACGACUUUGUGCGCGUAGGCCAAGAGGCCGGCGAAAAGUUCAGGUUACCCAUCAGUCGCCUGUAUGCCUACAUAAUGAGAAAAGUCUGGCUGCAGCAGACGCGCAUAGGCCUGAGUCUGUACGACUCGCACGGCACCGGGGUUCUCCUUGAAGUCGAUUUUGAAAACUACAUCCUGGAGCUGAUUCCCACUCUUCCUCAGUUGAAUGGCCUGGAAGACUCGUUCUAUUCAUUCUUCGUCUGCACCGCCGUGCGCAAGUUCUUCUUCUUCCUUGACCCGCUGAGGACAGGCAAGGUGAAGGUGCAAGACAUCAUGUCCUGCAAGUUUCUUGACGAGCUUCUUCAGCUACGCGACGACAAGCUGACGGCCGACCAGCAACGUUGCAACUGGUUUUCAGCACCGCACGCUCUGAGGGUAUACGGUCAGUACUUGGCAUUGGACCUCGACCACAACGGCAUGCUCAGCAAGCAAGAGCUGAUGGGGUACGGUACUGGGACGCUGAGUCCCGUGUUUGUAGACCGUGUGUUUGACGAGUGUCUGACCUACGAAGGAGAGAUGGAUUAUAAAGGUUAUCUGGAUUUCGUACUAGCUAUGGAGAACAGGAAGGAACCGCAAGCAUUGCACUUUUUUGUGCGUCUACUGGAUGUGCAGAAUCUCGGAUACAUUGACAUGUUCUCCGUCUACUAUUUCUUCAAGGAUAUACAGCGUAUGUUGGAAGCGCAUGGCCAGCCAAUGGUUCAGUUUGAAGACGUGAAGGAUGAGAUCUUUGAUAUGGUCAAGCCGGUGGAUUCGCUCAAAAUUACACUGGAAGAUCUGCUAAGAUGUGGGCAAGGUGAUACGGUGAUAAGUCUUCUCAUCGAUCUCAAGGGGUUCUGGCUUUACGAGAAUCGAGAGCAGCUUGCCGCUGAUCCGUCCCAACUCGACGCGGAAGACGAAGACGACGAUGAAGUGGAUGACAUGGAGCUGGCUAGCUCGGUUCCUAGCGGCGGCCAUGUUGGUAACCAAGGUGAUGGUGCAGGCGGCCAUGUUGGUAACCACGGUGAUGGUGGUGGCGACAGCCAGGAUGUCCUGCCGGUGGAGCGGGAGUUCCGCGAGAUGAGCGUGCAGGAUUUGGAGUGAAGCUGUUUUGUGUGUGUGUGUGGGGGUGCUUGUGUACGUGUGUGUCUGGCGUAGUGGAUGGUGUAGAGUGGAGAGAGAUCUUAGUGUAAACUAUGCGGGAUUAGAAAUUACUUUCUUUUUGCAUGCAAUGUACUGUACUGUUUACCUUACUGUGCAUUGACCUUGAUUCGUUUAAUACCUUGACCAUGAUCUUUGUCUACCAGUCAGUCAUGCAGUCUAUCUGGAGAUCAUCACGAGAAAACGUUCUUGAUAGAAAUAAACUGUUCCAAU